This is a messenger RNA of Enterobius vermicularis (human pinworm), 876 nucleotides long. The record is from the annotation of a GenBank genome assembly. NCBI's taxonomy places the organism in Eukaryota, Metazoa, Nematoda, Chromadorea, Rhabditida, Oxyuridae.
AUGUUGUCGUCUAUUGAGACAUCUGCAAAUCCGGUUUAUUGUCCAGCGUCAUCUUAUGAGACAAGUUCACUCAAUAAACUUGGUUUUCGAUUCGAUAUACCGCCGUUGUACAGCAGUUCGUUAAUUUUACCGCCACCGUCCUACGCAAUCGCAACGUCGCCAGCUAACGGAUUUGUGAAUUCGCCACCGUAUGUUAUUGUUUGUCGUGAAAAGACGUCUGAUAUGGACGUCGAAAAUAAUGCCUUAGUAGCCAAUAAUGGCUAUGAGACGCGCAUUAGCGACGACGAUGAUGAAAAUGCCAAAGAUUUGCCUUUGGAUUUAUCAAUGCGAAAAAAGGAUUCUGUUGGUUCUUCAGCUUCAUCAUCGACCACACUCAGCGCACAGUCUCGGCCAUCAGUGAUUAAGAAUAGCUACGGCGAGCGCCAUGGCGAUAUGCGUCGUUCAGCAUCGUCCGUAUCUUCGAGACCAAAACCGGAGCCUGAUGUUUCUGAACAUUUUCGACGUUCAUUGAGCGGUAAAUGGCCACGCCGAACUAAUCAUGCUCAUUAUACUCCGCCACAAAACGACAGAGACAGGAAAGAUAUAACAAUAAAAAGGCAUAAUAGUUCACCGGGAUAUGAAAACUCUAGACAAUCACCACCGUCAUGUGUUAGUCCUGGACAGAAAAACAUCAUUGUCAAAGACUAUGGGAUUGACAGUAAGCAUUAUUUUAUACGCAUUUGGUUUUUGGUCGUUUCGAUUACCAAUGUUUCUUCUCUGCAUGAUGAUGUGUCUACAUUGUUAUCGGUUGCUUUUCUUGCAGUUGAAGAACAUUUUCGACGGGCAUUGGGAGCUGACAAGUACGAAAUGUUAAGGAAAAACCGUAACCUAAGUUGA